Aspergillus tanneri is the source of this 555-nucleotide messenger RNA. RefSeq lists its product as uncharacterized. Bases 1 to 555 code for a protein of 184 amino acids. The record is from RefSeq and is a predicted model, not a curated record. The transcript has 2 exons. NCBI's taxonomy places the organism in Eukaryota, Fungi, Ascomycota, Eurotiomycetes, Eurotiales, Aspergillaceae.
AUGAAACUCAUACAAAACUGCUCCAUUCUUGCCGUUAUAGUGGCACUCAGCAAUGCCGCUUCGCUUCCCACCAGCCUCCGAAGCAAGGAAAUCCACCAGAUCUCCACUGUGGAAGACAUUCCCGAACUCCGCAAGGGAUUUACUUGGAGAAUUUUGAAGCGACCCGUCGGAAACGAUACAAGAAUUGGCCGUGUUGUGGAAACUGAUGCUGAGCCCAACCAGCUGAAAAGCGGGAAUUGGGCAUUGCAUGCUGGGUCACCCCCUAUAAACGAAAAUUGUAUCACGUUGAAUACCCAGAUCCUGAACUACCAAUCUACAGUUCUCGUGGAGCCGGGCUACUGCCACCAAGCAACAUAUGGCACCCGCUUGACCUAUGCUUGUGCCAAAUGUCAACAGGUCGCUGUGGACACAGAUCUAUGGCACAAUGUAAACCAAGCAAUCAUCAGCCACUGUGUUGACCAUGGUGAAGCUGGGUAUGGGACAGACAAAAAGCAUGGUGAUUGGGAACUUGGCAUCGAGCAUUCGGAUGAUGAGCUGCCUUCAUAUAUUUGCUGA